AUGAGUCAGGAACGUGAAGUCGACACUGCAAUGAAUUCACGUCUCUUCCUGCUGCCCAUCAUCUGUCCUCGACUCUGCGUCGUUUCGUGGCCAAAGACGUCCUCGCUGCUGACAUGUGCGAGCGAGCAAGCCUGA
Molecule: messenger RNA, 135 nt
Organism: Echinococcus granulosus
Lineage: Eukaryota; Metazoa; Platyhelminthes; Cestoda; Cyclophyllidea; Taeniidae
Exons: 2
Coding region: 1-135 (44 amino acids)
Source: RefSeq, a predicted model, not a curated record